This is a messenger RNA of Phlebotomus argentipes, 1095 nucleotides long. RefSeq names its product BTB/POZ domain-containing protein KCTD9. Bases 77 to 1054 code for a protein of 325 amino acids. Gene Ontology annotation, molecular function: protein binding. NCBI's taxonomy places the organism in Eukaryota, Metazoa, Arthropoda, Insecta, Diptera, Psychodidae. The record is from RefSeq and is a predicted model, not a curated record. The transcript is spliced from 2 exons. Gene Ontology annotation, biological process: protein homooligomerization.
CUAAUAAGAACAAAUUCGACUGUCAUCCCGGAAGCGUAAACAAUCCCUGUUUCCCUUGAUAUUCCCCGUGAUAAGAAUGUCCCAGGAUAUUGAAGAGGUCUCUAAUGAUAGUGUGCAAAUGCGGGAAGUGGAGGUGGUGGUGAAGAGACUGCCGAAAUGGAUAAAAUUGAAUGUGGGCGGAAAGAUUUUCAUGACGAGCCUCUCGACGCUGACUAAAGAACCAGGAAUGUUGGCUAGGAUGUUCUCUACGGAUGGCACGAUGGACCCUAGUGACACGGAUGACCAGGGCGCCUAUCUUAUUGACAGGAGUCCGCAGUAUUUUGAGCCCAUCGUGAACUACUUGCGGAGCGGACAGUUGAUUUAUGACACAAACGUAAAUCCUCAGGGAAUUCUGGAAGAGGCGCGCUUCUUCGGCGUUGAGAGUUUAAUUCCCCAACUCGAAGAUACUGUGAGGCGGCAUCACACAGCCACAGACGCUCCACUGACUCGACGGGAUGUCGUCACGGCAAUAAUUCAGACAUGCAAUCUCUCAGAGUUGCGAUUCCAGGGCAUCAAUUUGUCAGGAGCUGAUCUGCGGCGUCUUGACUUGAGGAAGGUAAACUUUAAGUAUGCAUGUCUGUCGCGGUGCAACCUGUCGUACGCCAACCUGACGAAUUGCUGCCUGGAGAGAUGUGAUCUCUCGCACGCUGACAUCUCCUACGCUCAGAUGAUCUCGCUGAAGGCGCUCUGCGCCAACAUGGAGGGCGCCAAUCUGCAGGAGUGCAACUUUGAGGACCCCACGGGCAGCAGGAGCAACCUGGAGGGCGUGAACCUCAAGGGCGCCUGUCUAGAGGGCAGCAACAUGGCCGGAGUCAACCUCCGAGUGGCGAAUCUGAAGAACGCUAACAUGAAAAAUUGCAAUCUCCGGGCAGCAAUCCUCGCUGGCGCUGAUCUGGAGAAGUGCAAUCUUUCUGGGAGUGACCUUCAAGAAGCUAAUCUUCGAGGUGCUAAUUUCAAAGAUGCUCAACUCGAAUUGAUGCUCACGCCGCUUCACAUGUCUCAAGCGAUUCGCUAAUUCCAGAGAAACGCCCACAGUAUUCCCGAUAUUUAACGCUU